AUGUCUUCUCCCGUCGACAACUCCGUCUUCCUCUCCCUCGCCCCCACGACCUCGUCCUCCUACCCCUUCAAGGCCCAGCAGACCACAGCCGUGGCCUCGCCCGCGCCCGAGCAGCCCCUCAAGCGCCGCACCUCGAGCGUCAGCAGCGCCGGCAGCAGCAACAACGGCCUGCGCUUCCUCAAGCUCGGCCCCGUCCACUACGGCGAGCACCCGGACGAGCACAAGGAGGACUGGCACCCCGCCCUCCUGUCCUAG
Molecule: messenger RNA, 255 nt
Organism: Colletotrichum karsti
Lineage: Eukaryota; Fungi; Ascomycota; Sordariomycetes; Glomerellales; Glomerellaceae
Exons: 1
Coding region: 1-255 (84 amino acids)
Source: RefSeq, a predicted model, not a curated record